AUGACAUGGCUUGAUGAGAUGGAUACUGUGGUUGAUACAAGUGGUUGUGCGGAACAGGAUAUUGUGAAGUUUGUUUCACAAUCAUUUAAAGGUGAAGCUUUGGCUUGGUGGAGGUCGUUAAUCCAAGCCACAGGGAAGAUCCCAUUGUAUAAUUUGACUUGGAAUCAAUUUGUUGCACUGAUCAAGGAGAACUAUUCUCCUCAGCAUGAGGUAGAGAAAAUCGAGACUGACUUCUUGAAUCUGGCCAUGAAGAACUUGGACUGUCAGGCGGAUGUUACAAGCUUCAAUACCAUGUCCCGAUUGGUUCCUUAUUUGGUCACCCCGGAACCAAAGCGCAUAGCCCGUUUUAUUGGAGGCUUAGCUCCAGAAAUUAAGGGAAAUGUGAAAGCAUCCAGACCUACCACAUACAGGUCAGUGGCGGAUCUGUCUCUAUCUCUCACACUCGAUGCAGUCAGAAACAAAUCUAUCAAAGCUUCUGAUGAAGGAAAGCGGAAACAAGAGGAUGAGAGUUCUCAUCGCUCCGAUAAGAAACGAAAGGGGAACUCUGAGCAUAAGAAGGGUUCUGGGUUCACAAAGGAUACCCAGCAGUCUAGGGAGAAGCCUAAAUGUAAAGUCUGCAAGAAACACCAUUUUGGAAAGUGCAGACUCGAAUCGCAGUCGCAAUCGCAUUCACAGCCUAAAGUUUGUGGGAUCUGCAAGUCCAAAGAGCACAGAACUUUGGAUUGCAAGAAAAUGAAGGAUGCAACCCGUUAUGGUUACAACGAGAAGGGGCACAUAAAGACUAACUGCCCGAAAAUCCAAAGAAGCCUGAGGAGCUAG
Molecule: messenger RNA, 819 nt
Organism: Helianthus annuus (common sunflower)
Lineage: Eukaryota; Viridiplantae; Streptophyta; Magnoliopsida; Asterales; Asteraceae
Exons: 1
Coding region: 1-819 (272 amino acids)
Source: RefSeq, a predicted model, not a curated record